This is a messenger RNA of Colletotrichum abscissum, 1101 nucleotides long. RefSeq names its product Mov34/MPN/PAD-1 family protein. The record is from RefSeq and is a predicted model, not a curated record. Lineage: Eukaryota; Fungi; Ascomycota; Sordariomycetes; Glomerellales; Glomerellaceae. Bases 1 to 1101 code for a protein of 366 amino acids. Gene Ontology annotation, cellular component: eukaryotic translation initiation factor 3 complex; cytosol; eukaryotic 43S preinitiation complex. Gene Ontology annotation, molecular function: protein binding; translation initiation factor activity; metallopeptidase activity. The transcript has 3 exons.
AUGGGUGACGUUAUCAAGGAGGUGCCGCUCACGGCGGUCCGCGUUGAGGCCCUUGUGGUGAUGAAAAUCGUCAAGCAUGGCUCCGCGACCUUCCCCACGACCGCCACCGGUUCCAUCGUCGGCAUGGACGCCGACGGUCUCCUCGAGAUCACAAACACCUUCCAGUUCCCCACGGUCGACGUCGCAAGCACCGACAGCCACCAAAACAGCCACCAGAACGAUGCCUCGGCCCUCGCUGCCGCCGCUCCCCGCCAGAAGGCCAACAUUGUCUACCAGAACGACAUGAUCAAGCACCUGAAGGAGGUCAACGUCGACGCUAACAACGUCGGCUGGUACACCAGCGCUGCCAUGGGCAACUUUGUCAACCUUAGCUUCAUCGAGAACCAGUACCACUACCAGAAGGACAACGAGCGGACAGUCGCCCUCGUCCACGACGUCAGCCGCAGCUCCCAGGGCUCCCUGAGCCUGCGCGCUUUCAAGCUCACCCCGGCAUUCAUGGCGGCAUACAAGGAGGGCAAGUUCACGACUGAGAGCCUGAAAGCCUCCAAGCUCACCUUCAAGGACAUUCUCGCCGAGCUCCCCGUCGAGAUUCACAACACCCACCUUCUGACCUCGUUCCUGCACCAGCUUCCCGGCCUCCCCGAGCAGGACAAGAUCGAGUCGCCCAACUCUUUGUCGGAUCUGCGCGACGACCCCCUCAAGCAGCAGCUCCACCCGUCGGUCGAGAACCUCGACCUCUCGAUAGACCCCUUCCUCGAGAAGACGUGCGACCUCCUGCUCGAGAGCAUCGAGUCCCACUACACCGACCUCAACAACUUCCAGUUCUACCAGCGCCAGCUCGGCCGCGAGCAGGCCAAGAUCACGCAGUGGCAGACCAAGCGCAAGGCGGAGAACGCGGCGCGCGCGGCGGCCAAGCAGGCGCCGCUGCCCGAGGACGAGUGGCAGAGGCUGUUCAAGCUGCCUCAGGAGCCCAGCCGGUUGGAGGGCAUGUUGAACGCGAAGCAGGUGGAGCAGUACAGCAAGCAGGUGGACGGAUUCACGGCCAACAUCAGCGCCAAGAUGUUUGCCGUCAGGGAGAACCUGCUGCCCAAGCGGGCUUAG